Closterium sp. Yama58-4 is the source of this 1851-nucleotide messenger RNA. The record is from the annotation of a GenBank genome assembly. Lineage: Eukaryota; Viridiplantae; Streptophyta; Zygnematophyceae; Desmidiales; Closteriaceae.
AUGAGUGGAAUGAAAAAUGUGCUCGCCGCCAUGCACGCCAAGUACGGGCCAGUCGUGCGUCUCUGGCUGAGCCCCGUGAGGCUGCUUAUAUCGGUGGAGGACCCGCAGCAGGUCCGCAACGUGCUCAUGCACGCGCGCGAGCGCUCCCCGUUGUACUGCCGCGUGAUUGAAGCGUGUAUCGGGAAGGACUCGGCUUGCUUUUCCACCUUCAUUCAGCCACGCGCGCGGCGGUCGUUUCUCGACUACCACUGCCACACGACGCUCAAGUUCCAGGUGCACGAGGUGGCGUGCCGCGUGGCUGACGUCACCGCGCGCGAGUGGGGCGCGCUCUCCGCGUCUGGCGGCGAGCUGGACGUCACGCAGGCGUGCAAGGACAUGGUCGUGGGCGUUCUAGGAGGCUCCCUAUUCGGGCCCGCGUUUCCCGACUCGGAUUUGAGGGACCGCGUGGCUGGGGACUUGGAGUUUUUCGCGCACUCGGUGCAGGAUUUCGCGAGCUUUAGUUACCUUCCGGUGUGGCUGCCCGCGUAUCGGAAGCUGAUGAGCGUAGCGGAGGACUAUAGAGGGGCGAUUCACCAGCUUGUAUCGGGUACGUUUGCCAAGGACGUGAAGCAGCAGAGGAGGGGCCAUGGUGAGGAGGGGUCGGGGGAAGGAGGAGCAGGAGAAGCUGGUGGGGGCAGCAGUGGUGGGGAGGGCAAGGACUCAAAGGGCCAAACUAAACAGGAGCAACAGCAGAAGAUGCAGCAACAGGAGAAGGAACAGGAGCAGCAGGAGCAGCAGCCGCAGCUGCUAAGGGAGAGUUUUCUCUCAGCAAUGCUAGCAGAGCGCUCCGCUUUAGGCCAACCCGUUUACACGCAGGAAGUCGCCCAAGCAGAAGCAGCCGCGCUUAUGUUCCACGGUUACCUCCUCGUGCCCGCGCUCUUAAAACGGGUACUUGUAUGCCUGUCACUACACCCAGAGGUGCAGGACCGAGUGUUCCGGGAGAUACGUGCUGUGUGCGGUAACGAGGCGCCUAAAGACGAGGAUCUGCUGCGUUUGGACUAUUUGAAUGCGGUGAUAUACGAGGCAGCGCGGUGCAUGCCGGUUGUGCCGAUGAUCACACGUGCCGCGGAGAACGAGGAUCUAUGGCUGUCGGGAGGCGGUAACGGUACCGAGGGAGGUAAUUACGGGGAUGGGGUGGGUGGUGGUGGUGUGAGCGACAGUGGCAGCAGCAGCAGUGCUUUCCACUUGGUACCGUCAGGGGCGAUUAUAGCCUUGCCCAUAUACCAGCUGCAGCUGAACCCAGCCCUGUGGGGCAGUGACGCAGCAGAAUUCAACCCCGAUAGGUUCAUUCACUUCCGCUGGCACGGCCCCCAGCAACAGCAGCAACAACACCACCACCACCCGCACCAUCACCAAUACGAGCCCCGCUCUCACUCCUUCGCCAAACGAGACACCCGCGUGGGCUUAGGGCUAGGCCCUAUGGGCCACCGGGAGGGACCGCAGAGGUUUCCAGGCGAGGGGACCGGGCGGGAACGCGAGGAGGGAGGGAGAAAGACGGGGGAAGCAGCGGGUGCGAGCGGUGUGAGAGGUGGGAGUCCGUGGAGUAGGGAGGGAAAGAUGGUACCGGGACAUGACUAUGAGUUUGUGGCGCCAGAGCCUGGGCCGCAGUUUCUCAUGUUUGGUGCGGGCGCUCGGUCGUGCGUGGGGCAGCGGCUGUCGCUGAAGAUCAUCCGCGCGGCAGUUGCUAUUCUGCUGCACCGAUUCGAGUUCUCCAUGUCGCCGGACAUGCCCAAGGAGUUUGACACACGUCUCGAGUUCAUGGUGCUGCACCUGCACCCUACGCCGCGCCUCAAGCUUGCCGUUCGCUCCUAG